AUGCUACUGAACAGCCAGGAGUCAUUGAAGAAACAAUUACUGGAGUUACAGCAAGAAGUACAAGAGCUACGCAGGUCCGCAGCAGAAACGCAGAACAAUAUUCUCAAACGUUUGGAAACAGGACUUGAAGAAAUAACCGAGGUGCAAGGCAGCAAUCAGCAGAUACACGAUCGACUGGCCGACAUUGAACGUUUGCAACUGGAUCCACUGCAGUCCUGCCAAGCCGUACCCCCUAAGGUGUCAGGAAAAUAUAAAAUCCAAGCAAAUGAGCAAACGCGUCCCUUCGUUGCAUAUUGCGAACAAGCGCUAUUCGAUGGAGGUUGGUUGGUCAUCCAGCAUCGAUUUGAUGGGACGUUGAACUUCGAACGGAACUGGACCGAUUAUCGCAAUGGAUUCGGUCAAGCUGGUGCGGAAAUGUGGUUAGGAUUAGAGCGCAUUCAUCAUGAAUUGCUAGUGGAAUUGAAAGAUUUCGAAGGGAACUACAAGUAUGCGCGCUACGACUCAUUUGCCAUCGACAGCGAAGCAGAGCAGUAUCAGCUGUUAACUCUCGGAGCCUACACGGGAACUGCGGGCGAUUCUUUGAGUGCGCACAGGGGAAUUAGAUUUUCAACGAUGGACCGCGACAAUGAUAGCAUUGCAGAUUAUAGUUGUACGGAAGUCUGGGAAGGAGGUUGGUGGUUUGAUAAAUGUUUUAAAGCAUUUCUGAACGGAAGAUACCAAAGCGUGGAUGAGCACAAGAUAUCGUGGUACACUUUUCACGACAAAUAUCAAGGAUUAAAUUACACGAGAAUGUCGAUUCGCCCGUUGAACUGAGGCGCUAAUUUCU
Anopheles aquasalis is the source of this 826-nucleotide messenger RNA. Its product is annotated as angiopoietin-4-like. Lineage: Eukaryota; Metazoa; Arthropoda; Insecta; Diptera; Culicidae. The record is from RefSeq and is a predicted model, not a curated record.